Molecule: messenger RNA, 1566 nt
Organism: Aspergillus nomiae NRRL 13137
Lineage: Eukaryota; Fungi; Ascomycota; Eurotiomycetes; Eurotiales; Aspergillaceae
Product: putative vitamin H transporter
Exons: 10
Coding region: 1-1566 (521 amino acids)
Cellular component (GO): membrane
Molecular function (GO): transmembrane transporter activity
Source: RefSeq, a predicted model, not a curated record
AUGGCGACGACCAAAAACAGUGUGGUUAUUGAACAACACCCUUCGGAUGAUGAGAGUCCACGCGUUACAAAAAGCCGAGGAUGGGAAAACUCAAUUUUAUCAAAACUCUGCAAUGACAGGGAGCGUCUGGUGGUUCUUAAAAUUGAUUUCCUGCUGUUGACAUGGGCGUUUGUUUCUGGUUUGACCAAGGACAUGGACCAGUCUGCAACUACUCAGGCAUACGUUUCAGGAAUGAAGGAGUCCCUCAGUCUUUAUGGCAAUGAACUCGUGGAAUUCACAACAUUCUUUUCUAUCGGAUACGCUAUAGCAAUCGUGCCUUCGCAGCUGACGCAAACGAAGAUUAGGCCAUCUGUAUGGCUUCCAACCUGCGAAAUUAUUUGGGGUGCAUUGAAUCUGGCCAGUACAUUUGCCGCAAAGAAUGCAAGAACAGUAUAUGCAUUGAGAUUCUUUUUGGGGGUCUUCGAGUCCACCUCUUGGCCGGGCCUUGCCAGUCUGCUGUUCAACUGGUGUAUGUCAAAGGAUAUCGCAUUCGUAUCUCUGUUUCAAACUAAAAAGAAGUCUAGAUACUCCCCAGGAACUGGGAACACGCCUGGCAAUCUUCGGUGUCAGUGGCACGGCAGGCAAUAUGUUCCUUGGAAUUUUACAGGCAGCCUUAUACAAGAAUCUAGACGGCGCAGGCGGACUACAAGGAUGGCAAUGGCUGUUCAUUGUCACGGGUUGUAUAACGAUGGCAUGGGGCAUCCUUGGCCUGUUCAUUAUCCCCGAUUCUCCAAGUAUUACCCGGGCGUAUGGUUAACAAAACAGGAACGCAUAAUUGCUGUAGACCGCAUGGCGAGCCAUGGGAUUAAGACGAACGAACUUGUCAAUCGAAAAGUUGUUCUUGAGAAAAUUCGUGCUCUCCUAAAAACCCCACUGAGUUGGCUCUAUAUCGCUGCAUAUCUUCAGUAUGCAUGGAGUCAGAGGUGCAACUCAUAUUUCCUGCUAUACCUAAAGGGCCUAAAAAAUGAUAAUGGUGAACAGCUAUAUAGCACGUACACUGUCAACCUCAUUCCAUUGGGCGGAUACGCAAUUUCUAUCGUCACCAAUGUCGGUUUCAAUUAUCUGAGUGACAAGAAGCAAUGGCGAUGGCAAGUGGCCGUCUCUACAGCGCUGCUGCAAGUCCUCUGCUGUUCUGUCUUAUCCGCCUGGCCCGAUUCCACACCGACAGUCAUGGCCUUCUACUUCAUGACCUUUGCUACCAGUGGGUGGGGGUAUGCACUACUAGCUUGGAUCGGCGAGAUCCUUCGCAAAGAGCCCGAAGUCCGAUCAAUUCUCGUAGCUCUAACUGUUACGCUUGUGUACGUCGGCCAUGCGACAAUUCCACUUCGUAUUUGGAGAACGUCAGAUAGUCCGCGGUAUCCUAUUGGGUUCCCGUUGUCGGCUGCUUGGGCAGCUGGGAGUAUUGUUUCAAUGAUGGGGAUCGAAUUUUACAUCAGGAGGCACCAGGAAAUUCUGGAGAAUGGUCUUAGUGGGGUUCCACUGGAAGAGGAUCAGAGAUCAGCUAGGGAUAUCUUAAAGGAUACUUGA